UCCUUCACUCCAGCAGCAGCAGCAGCGGGUAAACAGACCUCCAGGAUGUCGCUAGGCGCUAAGUUUUAGCAUUAAAUAUUCAAUGAUACAAACGAUUAGCAUUAAUACAGAAGCUCGCGGUGGGUCAUUUCUAAACGCAGGAAGUGAUUGGAAGCAGCUUACUCAAAAUUUACGCUUUUGUAACAUUACAAUGGCAGCUGAAUGCGACUAUGUCUGCGUUACGUCAAGCUGAGCAGGCUAAGCUACGUGCUAGCCGCGGCUAAUUUUCAGUUGGUGUUUGGAAUGGUACAGAGCAGCGCGAGCUCCUCCAGACAUGGCAGCUGGCGGCUCUAUGGAGUCGACGUUAGACAGGAAGUUUCAAAAUGUGACAAACACGAUGGAGUCGAUUCAAGGACUGUCAACGUGGUGCAUCGACAACAAGAAAUACCACAGCCUGAUCGUGCGACACUGGUCCAAGUGCUUGAAGAAAUCUGAUGCCGCACACAGACUCAACCUGUUUUACCUCGCCAACGAUGUCAUUCAGAACUGUAAAAGGAAAAAUGCCAUUGUUUACCGCACUGCGUUUGCUGAGGUGCUCCCUGAGGCCUUCGUGCAGGUCAACUAUGAAGGUGACGCCAAGGUGAUAAAAUCAGUGGAGAGGAUACUGUCCAUCUGGGAGGAAAGGAGUGUAUAUUCAGGGGCACUUAUUGCUGAGCUCAGAAGCAGCUUAGUCAAAGAAGAGUCUCCUCCUGAGACACCUGUGGAGCAAAAAACUCCAGUUGAGUGCAAAGCAGAUCUCCGGUCCAAGAUUGUUGCCGAGUUUGUGCCCCAGGCAUUAAUAGACCAUCUGACCAAGUACAAGAGAUCUCUGGAGGAGGUGGACCUGAGAGAAAAACAGUUGACAGCUAUGAGGGUUGACAUCUGCAGUUCUGAAGCCCUCAAGAAACUCAAAGAUAAGGCAGGAGGAAAGAAGUUUUCAAGGGAUUUUGAGGAAGGAAGCGCACAGCUACAGGAAUUUGUUAAGUUCUUUGACAAAAAAAGCAAAACAGGACCUCCUCUCCUGGAGGCUUUAUGCAACGCAGAUAUCUUCUAUGAGACGCAGUACAAGGAGGUCAAGAUUGUUGCUAAUGCCUACCAAACAUUUGCUAACCGGGUGUCCCACCUGAAGCGCAAGCUGGACAGCCUGAAGGCCACCUUACCAGACCUGGAUGAGUCACCCAUUCCUUCACCCUCUGCAGACGCACCGUCUCCAACGGGCUCUGAGUCCCCUUUCCACGGUCUAGGAUUGACCAGCCCUGAUCCAGAUCUUGAUGGCUCCGCGAUGGAUGAUGAAGCGGAGCCACCGGCUCCGAGCCCUCUGUCCUCACCUGGAGGAUCCCCCAAACACACCGUGACGCUCGGGGAGAAUGAUAAUCGUGAGGUGGAGGACAUGGAGCUCUCCGACGAAGAAAUGGACAGUGGGGGCAUUAUAGUCGAGGAGCAGGUUGAACGCCCCGCCAACACACAGGUCUCCAUUCCAGUCUCUGCAAACACUGAGCCAUCAGUAGCAACAGAGCACCCAGUCCCACAGGCCACGACCCCUGAAGCAGCUCCUGCAGCGGGUGUGGAAGGUGUUGACCUGAGUAAAAUUGGCUCCAUCCUCAACAGUUUAAAUUCGGUCAUAAAGAACCCAGGGCCAUUAGUGGAGAAUCCUUCUGCAGUUGCCCUCACUGGCUCCUCAGUGAAGACCAAGCCUGCUGCCUCUGUGGCCUCUCAAGAUGCCAGUUCUCUGGUCAACAUCCUUUCCAAGGUGGACGUGAGUCCUGCAGAGCUUCUUGGUGCUCUGUCCAAAGUCCAAGGCCAAAGCCAAGGCAGCCUUGAGGGCAUCAAUUCUCUUCUGAGCAGCUCAACUACAAAUGUCUCUUCAGACUCUUCAAGUACAGGCAAGAUUCCUCCCUCUUCUGCAUCCACAUCUGCAUCCGCAGUACCCUCUCAGAGCCUGUCUCUCUCCUCUGUUCCACCUGUGCCUUCUUCACCCAGCUCCACUGUAAGGCAGACCCCAAGCUCCCAAGCUCCCCCUCAGACUACCAACCCAGCCUCUGCUCUGGUACAAGCUCUCCAUAGAGACAUGGAUUUGACAACAGAGACAGAACCCUCCUUGUCCUCUAAGAGUUUAGAGUCUAAAAUCCACAGCUUUCUGCACGGUAACCCUGCUUUCAGUACCUUUGACUUGGGUUUCUCCGCAAACCCAGCUGGUGGAGGGGAUAACCUGAGCCCGGUACCUGGAACAGAUACUCAGGAUGGGACCCCAGUGCGGGAUGAGGGUGGAGGCACCCCAACUCAAGAUGAGAUCAUGGACAAGCCAGUGGGGCUCCCGUUCACUUCCAGCUCAAAGCCAUCAUCUAUUGGAGAAACUGUAAAAACAGUUCCCAUUGCCUAUCAGAACAGCACUCAGCAGAACCCCAACAAUCCCCAUCAGCAAGCCCACUUGCAGCCGGGUGUGGCUCAGAAUGGGAAGCUCUACCAGCCAUACCCAUAUAGUGAACAGGAGAUGUCAGAGCAUGGGAUUACAACACCUGUUGCACGGUACCAACCGAUUUCUGCACAAAGUGGAGGGCCUGUGCCUGGAGAAAGAGCCCCAGGCAGUGCCAAUUGUACACAGACAGUUGGGGGUUUUCAGGGGGUGAGUGAAAGGGGUUGGUAUGGUGACACUUACCCAGAGGGGAGCUCUCAGCAACCCGCAGGCUACAAUGUGAUAAUGCCUGGAGGGGCUGGAGAAAACAAAAUAUCAGGACACUAUCCGUACCAAGCAGAACAACCUCAGGGACCUCAAGAGUUGGCCUCCCAGCAGGGCUCCGUCUCAUCCUCUGGUUUCUACAGAAACACCCUUCCUCCUGUCCCUAAGUUACCUCCCCCUCCCCUUGGCUUUGACGACCCAACUUCCGCAAGCAGCAGUGCAAUGAUUCUCCCAGAGCAGCAGCAAGCACCCAACGCCGACACAGGGGAGAUGCUUAGGACCAGAGGUGACAGCGUCAUCAGUGGGAUGGUGAUCCACGACCAUCAACACAAAUCCAUGUUUCAUCCAGGCGAUCCGCCGUAUGACCUUGACCGACAACGGCAUCACCCUGCGGAUUUACACCCUCACCCAGACGACUUGCAUUACCAGGAAGACCUCGAGAGGUACCAUGAUGAGUUGCGCCAUCGUGAUGGCGCUUUCUUUCAAGACGAUCCUUACGGCCACCCAGAGGAUCCAUACUACAGGCCAGGCAGCCCUUCACACCACUACCCCCGAGAUCGAGGGCGCUUCACUCCCCCACUCUCACCCUCAGAAGACGCUUACUAUGCCCCUGACUACCAACAGCAUAGCCCCCCUCCUCCUCACUACACUCCUAGGAGACCACCACCUCAUCUUGAAAUCCGUCAUCCUGGCAUGCGGCCUCCACAUCGGCCUCCGCACCCAGCACACCACCCACACCCCAGAGGACCACCACGGGCACCAUUUCCUCGCUUCCAUGGGCCCGAUCCAAGGUUAAGAGGCAAACGUCCAGUUCAAGGAGGAAGGGGAAACGCUGGACCAAUGUUCCCCCCGAAAAGACCUUUUCCACCCCCACGGUACUGACUGAACAUAUAGCUUUGAGCUCUGAAAACCGCUGUGGGUGUCAUGAAGGCUGAAGCAGGACUGUGUUGAGAUCCACAUCCUGGCAUUGGAAGAGAGAUCUGAAAUAUAAAAAGGGGUGCAUAAACAUGCAGAGACUGAGGUGGGCAUCAGAGUAUAUUAUACUAUAUUGAAGAAGAAAGAAAUCAACAGCUACCUGACGGAAAGCAGAUACCACAUCUUCUAAAAAUGGCGAAGAAUAAAAGAUGUUUAGAAGGCUGAGGAAGAACACCGAGAGAUGUAAAAGAAACCCGGGGGCUCUGAGAACGCUGCUGGGCUGAAAAGUGAAGACAGAAGAUUAAAGAAAAUAAGAGGUGGAUAUAUAUAAUUCACUUUUUGUGUUAUUUGCUCCAGUAUGAAGCAUUUCAUUAAAUAUGUAAUUGAGCAUCAGUUUGAUAUAGGUCAGAGUGUGUGCAUGGUAUGCGCGUGUGCAUGCGGUCAAGUGUAUGUCAAAUAGUCACAGACCGUUCCUCAUUUUUUUCCAAGUUAAUUCCGAAGAUAGUUAUUUUUGCUAAGCGAGUAACAAAAGAAUGUAGUUGGUGCAAUGUUUCUGCUGUCAUUUAGUUUUUCAGUGAGCAGUUUUGACUACUUCUCUUCCAUAUCAGCAAUAUCCCAGCAGCUUUUGGUAAAACAUCAAUUUAAAUUUAACUUUUUUGGGGGGGUGGGGUGGGGGGGGAGUGUUUGUUAUAGAAUUUCUGUUCCUUCUACUAUACACGUUAGCAUAUUGGGAAAUUAUUUUUCAUUGUUCCAACUCCGAAUGUUAUAUUUGUGAAGCAAUGCUUUCUCCACUAGUGCGUAACAUCCCUUCGGCGGUAGUUUCCACGUCUCGUUAAGUUCCUUAUUAAGGAGAGCGGCACAAGUCUACUUGAAGGGAGCGAGAGGUGUGAGAGAUAUUUUUUUUCAGCCUCCCGACACCGUCGCAGAAGCAGCAUUUUUUUUGGAGGGGAUGAAGAUACUCUUCAGUCUUCAGUUACGUUUUUAUUGUACUGACAAAUAAAAAUCUGAGUUUGAAAAAUGGUGUUGUUUUUUCUUUCCUCUGAUCCUUGG
Thunnus maccoyii (southern bluefin tuna) is the source of this 4660-nucleotide messenger RNA. RefSeq names its product regulation of nuclear pre-mRNA domain containing 2a (gene rprd2a). The record is from RefSeq and is a predicted model, not a curated record. Gene Ontology annotation, biological process: mRNA 3'-end processing. NCBI's taxonomy places the organism in Eukaryota, Metazoa, Chordata, Actinopteri, Scombriformes, Scombridae. Gene Ontology annotation, molecular function: RNA polymerase II complex binding. The coding region runs from base 314 to 3577 and encodes 1087 amino acids. The transcript has 10 exons. Gene Ontology annotation, cellular component: RNA polymerase II, holoenzyme.